AUGUCAUUAUCGCGAUCACCCUCUCCCCAUCGGGGUGGAGGGUGGUCCAGCCCAGGCUUGACACCUGGCAGCGGUGUCUCUUCUCCGCGUGGAUUCUCGCCCAUGGCCAGGGCUUUCGACGGUGUCUCGUGGAAUGCGGCAAAAGUCACGGACGACGAUGCGCGCAAGUACCCAUCUUUCACCACGCGUAACAAUGGGUUCUUUUCGCGACAAAAACGGAGAAUCUCUGCGCGAAUCCCGAGCUUUCGUGGGAGGGCGCCGGGUAAAGGGUAUGUUGACAAGGAUGUUUAUGGCCGAGGCGUGUUACAUCCUAUGGGUGCCUGGAGGUCUCUGGGCCUGUCAGCAUGGUUCAGAAUAAUCUUGCGACGCGGGAAAAUGAAACUUCUUUUGGGGCUUUUGCUCCUCUGGUUGGGUUACUUGCUUCUUUGGUCAACGAUUGUUCAACUCUGCCGUGGGUCACCACUGGGUGGAGGAUCUAAAUUCGUGAUUAUCCUCGCAUCCAAUGUCGAGGGAGGCGUCAUGGAAUUGAAGGGCGCACGCGAAUGGGCUGUCGAGCGGAAUAGCAUUCGCAACAAGCGCAAGUACGCCAACCGAUGGGGAUAUAAACUCGAAAUCGCCAACAUGCUCGCCAAGAAACGCUACUCUCAUGAAUGGCGCGAGAGCUGGGAGAAAGUGGACGUGAUCCGUGAAACGAUGCGGAAGAAUCCCCAAGCUGAAUGGUUCUGGUGGCUGGAUCUCAACACGUGGAUCAUGGAGUCUCGCACCUCGUUACAAGAUCACAUCUUCAACAAUCUCGAGUCUCACGUCUAUCGCGAUAUCAACGAGUACAAUCCAUUGAAUAUCACGCAUCCACCGCCAGAAUUCUAUCUCGAUGAGCUUGAACGAACACUCGCCACCGACAGCGGUGCGGAGACCCUUCAUCUUCUCUUGAGUCAAGAUUGCUCUGGGUUCAACCUGGGCUCAUUUUUCCUUCGUCGCUCAGUCUGGACUGAGCGCUUACUCGAUACCUGGUGGGACCCCGUCAUGUAUGAGCAGAUGCACUCACGAUGGGAGCACAAAGAGCAAACCGCACUCGAAUACAUCUACCAGAGUCAGCCCUGGGUCCGCAAUGGUGUGGGCUUCCUACCUCAGCGCCGAAUCAAUUCGUUCCCACUCGGUGCCUGUGGCGAUGAGAACAAUCCCGCAUUCCAUUACCAAGAGGCGGAUCGGGACUUUGUGGUCAAUAUGGCUGGGUGCAUGUUUGGACGGGAUUGCUGGACAGAGAUUUAUACGUACCGUGCCAUCAGCAGGGAGCACAAUCGGUCGCCCUGGGAUGGGGUUUACAACUGGAUCAAUUCUGCUCGCGCACAGCUCUUUGGAUAUGUGCCGGAGGUGGAAUGA
Penicillium oxalicum is the source of this 1380-nucleotide messenger RNA. RefSeq names its product putative alpha-1,6-mannosyltransferase subunit. The record is from RefSeq and is a predicted model, not a curated record. Gene Ontology annotation, biological process: protein N-linked glycosylation. The coding region runs from base 1 to 1380 and encodes 459 amino acids. Gene Ontology annotation, cellular component: Golgi membrane. The transcript has 2 exons. NCBI's taxonomy places the organism in Eukaryota, Fungi, Ascomycota, Eurotiomycetes, Eurotiales, Aspergillaceae. Gene Ontology annotation, molecular function: glycosyltransferase activity.